Molecule: messenger RNA, 540 nt
Organism: Drosophila navojoa
Lineage: Eukaryota; Metazoa; Arthropoda; Insecta; Diptera; Drosophilidae
Source: RefSeq, a predicted model, not a curated record
AUGGACAAACUACUUGCUCUCCUUUUGCUGCUGUCAACGGCCAGCCUGGCCGCCAAGCGCACCAUUAUCCAGUGGAGUAGCUUCGAGUGCAUUGAAAAUCCGGAGAUUGUUACGUACCACAGAUGUUUCAUUGUGAAUCCGCCGAAAACUAUAAUUACGGGCGAAAUAGAAUAUAAUCGUGGAUUUCAACAGUACAAUGCCAAGAUCGCAUUAUAUUUGCCACGCCCACCGUUUAAAGAGUUUUACAAGGUUGUCGAUUUGACUCUAGAUAUCUGCCAGUUCUUUAGUGGAGCCUAUAAGAAUAAUCUAAUAAAAGUCGCCUACAACAGCAUGAUGAAGCACAGCAACAUGCCCAAGAAGUGUCCACAGCCCAAGGGAUUUUACUACUAUCCGAACAUGAGCAUAGGCGACAAUCUGCAGCCCUUCCUGCCGAAAUACGAAUUUAAAGUGCAAUUAGACUUCUUUCUACCCAAUGUGCCGAUGUUCAAUGUGUCUCUAAGUGGACGCUUGACUGACUAUCAUAGGGUUAAGAAAUCCUAA